GGAAGUGUGUGUAGCCGCAGCGUGGAUAUGUCGGACCCGGCUACACAGGCCUUACAGCCCCGGCUUCAAGCCCAGGCGAGUGGCUCGGCGGAGACCGGGGCUUCCACUGCAGGCCCCGGGACAGCCAGCAGCGACCCGGUUAGACCCGGACUUAGCCAGCAGCAGCGCGCGAGCCAGAAGAAAGCCCAAGUCCGGGCUUUCCCACGAGCUAAAAAGCUGGAGAAACUUGGCGUAUUCUCCGCGUGCAAGGCCAGUGAUACAUGCAAGUGCAAUGGAUGGAAAAACCCGAAUCCUCCCUCUGCUACACGGAUGGACCUGCAGCAGCAAGCAGCCAGCCUGAGCGAGCCCUGCCGCAGCUGUGGACAUGCACUGGCUGAUCACGUGUCCCAUCUAGAGAACGUGUCUGAGGAUGAGAUCAACAGGCUGCUGGGAAUGGUGGUUGACGUGGAGAAUCUUUUCAUGUCUGUACACAAAGAGGAGGACACUGAUACCAAACAAGUGUACUUCUACCUUUUCAAACUCCUGAGGAAAUGCAUCCUCCAGAUGAGUCAGCCUGUAGUAGAGGGAUCCCUCGGAAGCCCACCUUUUGAAAGGCCCAACAUUGAGCAGGGCGUUUUGAAUUUUGUACAGUAUAAGUUCAGUCACCUUGCACCAAAGGAGAGACAGACUAUGUUUGAACUGUCAAAGAUGUUUCUUAUAUGUCUGAAUUACUGGAAACUUGAGACACCAACACAGUAUCGUCAGCGUACCCAGAAAGACGAUGCAACGGCGUACAAGCUGGACUACACCAGGUGGUUGUGCUACUGCCACGUCCCACAAAGUAACGACAGCCUGCCGCGCUAUGAGACGACGCAGGUGUUUGGCAGAAACCUCCUUAAAUCCAUUUUCACCGUUACUCGCCGGCAACUCCUGGAGAAGUUCAGAGUGGAGAAGGACAAACUGCUGCCAGAGAAACGCACACUUAUCCUCACGCACUUUCCUAAGUUCCUGUCGAUGCUGGAAGAAGAAAUCUACGGUGAAAAUUCCCCCAUAUGGGAGGCGGACUUCACCAUGCCCGCCUCAGACAGCGCGCAGAUCGGACAUCAGACAGCGUCUCCUGCCUCUGGGUCUCCUGCACUGUCCAAAUGUUUGAACAGCACCUCCUCUCUGGUCAGCUCUGACACGGGGGGCAUAGAGCCCAUCACAGGAGACAAGCGCAAACUCCCAGAAGCGUUGACGCUGGAAGAUGCCAAGAGGAUCCGAGUGAUGGGGGACAUUCCUAUGGAGCUGGUGAAUGAAGUCAUGAUGACCAUCACUGAUCCUGCUGCUAUGCUCGGACCAGAGACUAAUUUGCUGACACCUAAUGCUGCCCGUGACGAGACCGCCAGGCUGGAGGAGAGACGAGGCAUCAUAGAGUUCCACGUCAUCGGAAACUCCCUUUCCCAAAAGUCCAACAAAAAGAUCCUGAUGUGGCUGGUGGGCCUGCAGAACGUAUUUUCCCAUCAGUUACCUCGCAUGCCCAAAGAGUACAUCUCACGUCUUGUGUUUGACCCGAAGCACAAAACCUUAGCUCUCAUUAAAGAUGGCCGCGUCAUCGGAGGCAUCUGUUUUCGGAUGUUUCCCACUCAGGGCUUCACAGAGAUCGUCUUCUGUGCUGUCACAUCCAACGAACAAGUCAAGGGCUAUGGCACCCACCUGAUGAACCACCUGAAGGAGUACCACAUUAAACACAACAUCCUUUACUUCCUCACCUAUGCUGAUGAGUAUGCCAUUGGCUACUUCAAAAAGCAGGGGUUUUCCAAAGACAUUAAAGUGCCCAAAAGUCGAUACCUGGGGUAUAUCAAAGACUACGAAGGAGCAACCCUGAUGGAGUGUGAGCUAAACCCCAGGAUCCCUUACACAGAGCUGUCUCACAUCAUUAAAAGGCAGAAGGAGAUCAUAAAGAAGCUGAUUGAGAGAAAACAGAGUCAGAUCAGAAAGGUUUACCCAGGCCUCACCUGCUUCAAAGAGGGGGUGCGACAGAUUCCAGUGGAAAGCAUCCCGGGGAUAAGAGAAACAGGAUGGAAACCCACAAACAAAGACAAAGGGAAAGAGGUGAAGGACCCGGAUGUGCUAUACAAUAUGCUGAAGAACCUCCUGGCACAAAUAAAGACUCAUCCUGAUGCUUGGCCCUUCAUGGAACCAGUGAAGAAAUCGGAAGCUCCUGAUUACUACGAAGUCAUCCGCUUUCCUAUUGACCUGAAGACUAUGACAGAGAAGCUCAAGAACAGAUACUAUGUAACUAAGAAACUCUUUAUUGCGGACCUUCAGCGAAUCAUCAGCAACUGUCGCGAGUACAACCCCCCAGACAGCGAGUACUGCAAGUGUGCCAACACCCUGGAGAAGUUCUUUUACUUCAAAUUAAAAGAUGGAGGCCUGAUAGAGAAAUGAGCUACAGCACAAGUGGAAAAAUCUUAGCAGAUAUUGUCUAAUCUGGGUUAAGGAAAAUAUGAAUUCAUUUUGCAGGGGAGCUGUGGGACUUGAGCUAUGAAAGACAUCAAAGUCAUUAAUGGUCUCUAAACAACUUUACGUCAUUUUCUGACAAGUCACUGGGAGAAAAAUCUUAAUUAAUUCAUGCCUCACUGAGCGUACCAAAGGUUUACAGGUCCAAGAUUUAAAAUGGCUUCUGCUCUUGCUGUUUUUACUGGUUCAUAUUUAUUGUCGUUGAUGGUCUAACUGCAUAAAACGAGUCGCAACUGUUCAUGUUAGAAAACUGGACUUGGGACCUAAAGCCAUGUUGCCUUCUGUUACUGAAAGACACUUGAACAUCCCAGCCACUUUCACGGGUGUGAAAAUAGACUUUCUCAGAGGGUUUGUUUGCUCAAAAUCCACUUAAAUCGGUCAUUAUUAAUGAAAAAAAAUAUAUAAUGUCAGUACUUGUUUAUGAAGUAAAGUUUUUUUUUUCUUUUUUUAAUGAUACUGGUGAUCAUUUUGCUUUUGAUUAAAGAGGAGGCAUUUUUAAUGCAUUGUUUACUUAAGAGAAAUGAAUCAUCUUAUGAAGAGAAAGGACACAUUUGGCCGCACUUCCAAACUUGUCUAAGCAUUAGAUCAAUAUUUCCUGUGCCAAACCAAGCAAAUUUCAGACAGCAUAUGUUUUAUUGAUCACAUCACGCACUUUUAUCAAAUAAACUCUUUAAGUACUGAUCCAUUAGGAAUGUUUUUGUACCAGAUAUUUCACUACAAGGUCUAAUUGGGCUUAGCUUUAAAAGUGCCUGUUCUGUUUAGCAGGAGGCACCAACUCAGUUUUUUUUUUCUUCCUGUCAGUUAUCACAGACAUGCUAAAAAAAUGUCUUUGUUUGUUCCAAGUUUGUUGGAUAAUUGAUAUGAAGGCACAAACAUAGCAAGGAAGAGCUUUCCAGUAAGAUUAGUUGUCAUUCAGGCUUCAGGAAAGGUGUUUAUUUUUCAAAUCCUAAUGACUGCACCCAACUCAGAGUAGAUGUUAGAGGAUUACAGUUUACAUUAUUCCUUCGGAAACAAAAAACCCACAUUGUUUUUGCUGUUUGUUUCCUUUUUACUCUGUAUUGGUCUGUGUCAAGGUGCUUCCUGAGAUGCUUCCAGUUUUUCAGGGGCCUAAAUGUCAAAUGCUGACUGAUUAAUCUUGUUGAAUGUUUCAUUGACACUGUAUGUGGAAUCUUUUAUUUUUUACUCAAAUGAACUGAGAGCUUUGUUUAAGUGAUGUCAGUACCGCUUUCUUCAGGGUUUUCAAUGACAUGUUUCACCUUAGAUCCACCAAUGCUGCAUUUCAAUCUUUCAGAAAAAGCUUCGAUGGGAGUGAAGCAGUCGGCUGUUGAGUUACCAUUUACUGUAAAACUGUUCACAAUAAAUACCUUUCUUUAUAUAAUAUAUAUACAUGGCUCAACAAAUAAAGGGAACACGUAAAAAACAAA
Cyprinodon tularosa is the source of this 3905-nucleotide messenger RNA. RefSeq names its product K(lysine) acetyltransferase 2A (gene kat2a). Gene Ontology annotation, biological process: positive regulation of transcription by RNA polymerase II; chromatin remodeling. The record is from RefSeq and is a predicted model, not a curated record. Lineage: Eukaryota; Metazoa; Chordata; Actinopteri; Cyprinodontiformes; Cyprinodontidae. Gene Ontology annotation, molecular function: histone H3 acetyltransferase activity; protein binding. Bases 28 to 2409 code for a protein of 793 amino acids. The transcript is spliced from 18 exons. Gene Ontology annotation, cellular component: histone acetyltransferase complex; nucleus.